AUGUCCUCUACAACUACUGCCGGAGUAAAACGUCGGGCUGCGUGGGACGAGCCGCGCAGGCUGCCCCCGAAAAUGCGAGUCCCUGAGCCUCAAGUCGCCGUCAGCCACUUCGCCACGACUCAACCCGCAUCUCCCCAGCCUGCUCACAUUAUCAUGCCUCCUACUCCCGGCUCAUCACCCUCGCAGCCGGCUGCUUGGGACUUUGAGAGCGCGGGAGACCUGGGUGAUACUCACCUUCGGAGGGCGCUCUCUAAGUGGACACAAGAGGAGGCUGUUGAGCUCCUGAUGUCUCUUGCAAGGAAAGACAUGCGGGCGAGGUUGGCGAUCGAGAACGAGAACCGCAGGAUGACCAAGACUAGGAAGAAAAACGGGAAUAAAGCUCGGGCAUUGGAUUUCGACCAUAUUCUUAAGCGUGUAGAACAAGACCUGUACGAAGAAAAGCCCCGAUCCUGGUGCUAUGAGAGAGCGUUGGAUGAAGCCAUGGACGUCACCGCCCGCAUCGCACUUAUCUUCCGCCGGUUUUCAGAACACCUCUUGAAAGACGACCCCUCAGACGUCAAGUGUGGUGCAAUGGUGACGGUGGCGACAAUUUGGGAUCUCGUGAUAUUUGCCCCGUCCUCCGAGGCACGCAAACAAUGUCUCGCGUCGAGCCUGGAGUGGGAGGGAGCUACGCUGAGCCUUUGGAAGCGGAUGAGCGAACUGGAAAAGAAAUCGUUCGCUUCACAUGCCGGAGUGGUGAAAACGCUUAUCAAGACGGCAAUGGAAUGGGAGAAACAUGGUAAGAGGGAGGACAUGUUCAAGCGCUGGUUACGAAAAAUGAAGAAGGCAUCCGAUGGAACACUGAGUGCUGAAUAUGCGGAAUGGGAUACACGAACACGUCCUUCGAAGCCCCAAAACCAACUGGUCGAAUUCGGACCAAGUUCGCCUCCUCUUGCGAACUUAACCUUGGAGUAG
Messenger RNA from Clonostachys solani, 954 nucleotides. NCBI's taxonomy places the organism in Eukaryota, Fungi, Ascomycota, Sordariomycetes, Hypocreales, Bionectriaceae. The record is from the annotation of a GenBank genome assembly.